AUGGCGACCAUCACCACGCAGCUCCGCUCCGCGCUCCUCUCCCCGGCCGCCUCGUCCUCGUCCUCCUCCUCACCGCGCCGCGGCGGCCGGCGCGCGCCCUCCUCCGUCCGCUGCGAUGCCUCUCCCCCGGCGGCGUCCGCGUCGGCCUCCCUCGACCCGGACUUCGACAAGAAGGCCUUCCGCCACAACCUCACCCGCAGCGACAACUACAACCGCAAGGGCUUCGGCCACAAGAAGGAGACCCUCGAGCUCAUGAGCCAGGAGUACACCAGCGAUGUGAUAAAGACGCUCAAGGACAACGGGAACGAGUACACCUGGGGGCCGGUGACCGUGAAGCUGGCGGAGGCCUACGGCUUCUGCUGGGGCGUCGAGCGCGCCGUGCAGAUCGCCUACGAGGCGCGCAAGCAGUUCCCCGAGGAGCGCAUCUGGAUCACCAACGAGAUCAUCCACAACCCCACGGUCAACAAGAAAUUGGAGGACAUGGGUGUCAAAGAUAUUCCUGUUAACGCUGGUAUUAAGGAUUUUGAUGUUAUUGAACAAGGCGAUGUUGUUGUCUUGCCUGCAUUUGGAGCUGCUGUGGAUGAGAUGUACACAUUAAAUGAGAAGAACGUGCAAAUUGUUGAUACGACAUGCCCUUGGGUUUCAAAGGUGUGGAACAUGGUUGAGAAGCAUAAGAAGGGCGACUAUACUUCUAUUAUUCACGGAAAAUAUGCCCAUGAAGAGACUGUUGCCACUGCUUCUUUUGCAGGGAAGUACAUUAUUGUGAAGAAUAUGGUCGAGGCAACAUAUGUAUGUGAUUAUAUACUUGGUGGCCAACUUGAUGGGUCUAGCUCAACUAGAGAGGAGUUCCUUGAGAAAUUCAAAAAGGCUGUUUCUCCAGGAUUCGAUCCUGAUGUUGACUUGGAAAAGGUGGGCAUUGCAAAUCAAACAACAAUGCUUAAAGGAGAAACUGAACAAAUUGGAAAACUUGUUGAGAAGACUAUGAUGCGUAAGUAUGGAGUCGAGAAUGCCAAUGAACACUUUGUUGCAUUCAACACUAUUUGUGAUGCCACACAGGAAAGACAGGAUGCGAUGUAUCACCUAGUGAAGGAAAAGGUUGACCUUAUUCUGGUUAUUGGAGGGUGGAACUCCAGUAAUACCUCUCAUUUGCAAGAAAUUGGAGAACUCAGUGGAAUUCCGUCCUACUGGAUUGACAGUGAACAAAGGAUUGGACCAGGAAACAGGAUUAGCUACAAGCUAAAUCACGGUGAGCUUAUUGAGGCAGAAAACUGGCUACCAGAAGGGCCUAUCACAAUUGGAGUUACUUCUGGUGCCUCAACCCCGGACAAGGUUGUUGAGGAUACGCUACACAAGGUGUUUGACAUUAAGCGUCAAGAAGUUUUGCAGGUUGCAUAG
Messenger RNA from Triticum turgidum subsp. durum (durum wheat), 1395 nucleotides. The record is from the annotation of a GenBank genome assembly. Lineage: Eukaryota; Viridiplantae; Streptophyta; Magnoliopsida; Poales; Poaceae.